GAACGAUAUUUUGUGACAUUUAUUUGGGAAAACAUAUUCCGACCAGUUUCAGGUAACUUUGCAGAUCAUUGGAAAUAUUUGACUCUGUUAGUACCGGUUUCAGACAAGUUAUCGUUUGUUUUAAUAUCGAGUGUACCAAAGGGCGGAGCUCUCCUCAACACAUCUGGGAACGAAGUCAUUUAACUCCUGUGCGAGAAUCGAAUAUGGCGUCGCCGGUGUGUAGUCGAAUAGCAGUCAUCGUAUUAUUUUUGGCCUUCAUAGUUAUCGACUCCGGAGCCGAGCUUCCCUUGAAGCGUUUUGAAUAUAAGUUUAGUUUUAAGGGACCUCAUAUGGCACAGAAAGAUGGUAGUGUGCCAUUCUUUGAAUUUGGCGGAAGCGCCUUAGCCAGUGAAGAUCAGAUUCGUGUCACACCAUCACUGAGAAGCAAAAGAGGUUACGUAUGGACUAAAAAUGUAGUUCCUUUUCCACAUUGGGAAGUAGAGCUUAUAUUUAGAGUGUCCGGAAGGGGUAGAGUUGGCGCUGAUGGACUGGCAUUUUGGUAUAGAACAGAUAAAGGCAGAGAAGGUCCUGUAUAUGGUAGUACUGAUAGAUGGAAUGGUCUUGGUGUCUUCUUUGAUUCCUUUGAUAAUGACAAUCAGAGAAAUAAUCCUUUUAUCUUAACAAUGCUUAAUGAUGGCUCCAAAAACUAUGACCAUAACUCUGAUGGCCAGACACAACAACUUGGUGGAUGUUUGCGAGAUUUCAGAAAUAAACCAUACCCAGUCAGAGCCAAAGUUGAAUACUAUAAAAAUACACUAACUUUAUGGUUUAACAAUGGUAUGACUGAAAGUGAUAUGAAUUAUGAGCUAUGCAUGAGAGCAGAAAAUGUCAUUCUACCUGCUAAUGGGUAUUUUGGAAUAUCAGCUGCCACUGGUGGGCUAGCAGAUGACCAUGAUGCUUUGAAGUUACUGACACAUAGUCUUACAGUACCUGCUAGUGAACUGCCCAAACCAGAUGGUCGUAUUACUGAGGAAGAAAGACAAAAAUUCACCAGAGAAUACGACGAGUACUAUGAAAAAUUACAGAAACAGAAAGAAGAAUUCAGAAAACUUCAUCCAGAAAGAGUUGCAGGAAUAGGCGUUGAAGAUUUUGAAGAUCCUAAUGUUCGUGAUUUAAGAUUAAUUUAUGAGGGACAGCAUGGAAUUCACCAAACAAUCAGAGAAUUGAACCGAAAACUAGAUGAAAUUAUUGGGCGUCAGGAGCGUACACUUUCAACUUUAUCAUCUGUUCAAUCUGGUGGUGGAACACAUAUGGGGGGAGGUGGAGGUGGUACACCUCAAAUGAUAGAUACUAUUAAACGCCAUGAAGUAGAUAAUGUACUCAAUACACAGAGAGAAAUAUCACAAAGUGUUAGAGAUAUUAGGUCAAUAGUCAAUGAUGUCCAGCAAAAAACUGGUGCAAUUCACUUGAAUCAAGGCCAGGGUGGCCGAGCAGGAGAUGGACUAGAUUUUAAAUUAUUAGUAAAUGAACUACAAGAUAAUUUAAAAUUAGUGAAAAAAGAUAUAUCAUAUUUAACAAGUAAACCAGAACCUAGACUACCAACCUGUCCAGAUCUGCCAGAAUUACCUAACUGCUUGAGUGCUGGUCAUUUCUAUUUUUUUAUGAUAUUACAAAUCGUAGUUAUUCUAGGAUAUAUUUCAUAUAAACAUAAACAAGAAGUCAAUGCAAAGAAGUUUUUUUAACAUAUAUUUAAAACAAAAACAAAAAACGACAAAAAAACUUUCCAAGUGCAUAUUUUCUAUAAAAAAAACUUUUAUUUAGGGGAAAUAUAUUAUGUAACCGUAUUAACCCUCAAAGUUGCAGAAAGACUGAACAAUCUCUAUAGAAUCCACCCCCCCCCCAAAAAAAGUAGGUACAUAUUUAACUGUCUUGGGCAAGUCCAUAUACUGGUCUCCAGGAACACACUUUAUUGUGUUUGGCGCCCUCAACGUCCAUAUGAAUAAAUUCUUUACAUUACAUAAAAUUUUUUUAUACAUGGUCUCUACCCCCAGACCUGUAUUUUUACCCUCAGUGAAUUGAAAGCCUUGAACUUCAGUAUUACUGCAAUGCAUUAGUCAAGUUUGUUAUAAAACAGCAGUAAUGUGUGCAGAUUUGUGCAUAUCGUAAUGCUUGCAGGCGGUGAUGUUUAAGAAUCCUGCGAUGUGAAAGAAAAAGACAAGCGGGGUUCACAUCAUGAUGUACAUGUAUUUGUUGCAGUGUGACCUUACCAUACAGACAUAAACAAAAAACAAACAUUCCAAAAUUUUGAUUAAUUGUAAAAUGUUUUUGCAAUGUAUAAUGGAAGGGUCGCUUAGGAUACUGUGUAUGAACUUGACUAAAUUUUAAAUUUUUAGGUGUUGUCUUAUUUCGUCUGUGAUCGAGGUGUACAGUUAUUAAUUCUGUCAAAAUGUGUUUUAUUUUAUUCAAUAUGAAAAAAAAAUAAUAUUUUAUUCUAUUUAUUCAAAGAAGGGAAAUUUGAAUAUCCUGUAAUCUGGUACCUUGGUAUCCAGUUGUUACAAGGAUUAGGCUAAUCUUAAUCUUAUCUCAUGAAUUCUCAUUAUCUUGAAUAAACUAUCUAUUCAAUUCAGCAAUAAUCACAUAACUUUCAGGGUUAACAACCCUGGUGUACGAUACUUGUGUUGUUGCUGAAAAAGGCUUGUGAAACUUAAGGGAAUAACAAAUUAUCGGUCAUAAAUACAAGUGUAGUUAAGUUUUAAAUAUACAAAUUUCAUUUACAAAGUUGAUUUGCCAAUUCUUGUUUCAAGAUGAUGUAUUUCCCCAUGAUGCAAUGCACAAAAUGGGAACCUAUUGAAGUUUCACACUUUCCUAUUUGAGAUACUGACAAUUCACAGAAAUAUCCACCAAAGAGUGAUGUAACAUUCUUUAAAAUUAAUUUUACUCAUUCACUAUUAUUACCUUAUAACUUCUGAUCUUUCUAAUGCUGGCUUGAAAUUGGUAAUUUUUGGCCACCCAGUAAUUUUAAGCCAUGCAUGCAUGUUUUUAAGGACUACAAAAUAUCACUUUUGCAUAUGUUAAAUAGUUUUAUUUUUACAUAGUUUAUUGCACUAAGUGGCUAAAAUACAUUACCAGUACUCACAAUACAAAAAUACAGUUUUCAGUGCAAAUGAAUUGAACCUGAAAUAAAGCUUAAUUAAACUCAUCAGGGGAGAACAAAUAUUGGUGAAAAUAUUUCCCUGUUUGUUGAAAAUGUUUCCCUGUAGCUAUUCUUCAAAAUCAGUAAACUGUCCAAAACACAAAUGAUAUUAUGUUCAAACAAGUGCUUCCUAAAACUUGCACUUAUCAAAUUGAAAAAUAAAUAAAUAAUUGAAUUCUUACCAAAAUAUAAUAAAACAAUGGAUGAAUUUUUAGCUUCCCUGUUGACUUUGCUAUUUUCGACUUGUUGAAAACAGUUACCCUAAUUACUUUGAUAUUCUAUAUGUAGUCUUUCUUGUUCAGAUUUCUUACCAAGAUGUAAAAAAAAAAAAUAAUAAAUUUAUCAAAUGUUCAGUGUUUAAGAAGCACUUGUUACUAUAGUAGGGAUCAAUGCAGAAGAGCAGAUUGUACAUAUUUGGCAUUCAAUCAUUCAGAUAAUGAAAUCUUCUGUACUACUGGAAAGUGUGUUUACAUGGCCACUAGUGUAUGUUGAGUUUAAUACCAGUGGGACAUGAAAGGACCAUCAUCUGUUACCGGAGAGGAAUGUUAAGGUGUACUUAACCCAGAUGUCUGGAAACUGCUAAUAAGACAUUGCAACUACUUUCCUUGUUCAUGAGUGUUACUGCCGUGAAGUAUGGUUUCUUGUGGAGACUUCAAUGAAACUUUUGAUCAACAGCACUUUAUACAAAUUGAGUAUGUCUAGACUGAGUCAUGUUGAUUGACGAGAGAAACUUCAAUCGCUUUUGUGAGUCAUUUUAGCUAUUGGAAUAUUCUUUGAGGCAUUCUAAAAACUAUUAUUGAAAAUUAUUGAGAUAACAAAACUGGCUGAAGACUGUUGUUUUUUAUGUCAUUUGUUAUUGAUAUAAUGAAUCAAACAGCUUAAAGAGAUGUAUGAUACCACCUUCUGGGCAGGAUCAGUAAUCUUAUUACUUAACAUGUGGGUGCUUAUAAAUUUAUGAUUUUCCCACUGCUCUGAAUAUCAAAGUGGGGGUUCCUAUUGAUCAAACUGAUGGUUCUCCUAUGGUUCUUGAACAAGAACAAAUUUGAAUAUUGACACUGAUCCAAAUAAAUAUUGGCAAAGUGGGAAUAUACCUUUAUCCGUGUAGUAGGGAAGUGAUUCUCGUAUAAUCUAUUGUAGUAAAAUCCAUCAUGUGUAUGGUCUUGCAACAAGUUUCUAGUCACAAUACAUUCUCUUCAUUAGUAAUGUAACUGCCAAAGAUCUCAAAAUUCAACAGCAUUAUAGUGUUUGUAUGCAUAUGUAAACCUGGGAAUAGUGUCAAAUUUUAAUCUUGCUUUAUGUAAAACAAAAUAAAAAAUUUAAUUGUGAAAUAAAUAUAGUAAUCAUAAAUAA
Molecule: messenger RNA, 4522 nt
Organism: Saccoglossus kowalevskii
Lineage: Eukaryota; Metazoa; Hemichordata; Enteropneusta; Harrimaniidae
Product: protein ERGIC-53-like
Biological process (GO): endoplasmic reticulum to Golgi vesicle-mediated transport
Cellular component (GO): Golgi membrane; endoplasmic reticulum-Golgi intermediate compartment; endoplasmic reticulum membrane
Molecular function (GO): D-mannose binding
Source: RefSeq, a predicted model, not a curated record